Messenger RNA from Equus quagga, 3008 nucleotides. It is a transcript of the gene LEP, whose product is annotated as leptin. The record is from RefSeq and is a predicted model, not a curated record. Gene Ontology annotation, molecular function: peptide hormone receptor binding; hormone activity. The transcript has 3 exons. Lineage: Eukaryota; Metazoa; Chordata; Mammalia; Perissodactyla; Equidae. Gene Ontology annotation, biological process: positive regulation of receptor signaling pathway via JAK-STAT; negative regulation of appetite by leptin-mediated signaling pathway; response to insulin. Gene Ontology annotation, cellular component: extracellular region. The coding region runs from base 5 to 574 and encodes 189 amino acids.
AGGCAUGGAGCCCCGGACGAAUCGCGGUGCCAGCAGCUGCGAGGCCCAAGAAGCACAUCCUGGAAGGAAAAUGCACUGUGGACCCCUGUGCCAAUUCCUGUGGCUUUGGCCCUAUCUGUUCUUCAUUGAAGCUGUGCCCAUCCGAAAAGUCCAGGAUGACACCAAAACCCUCAUCAAGACGAUUGUCACCAGGAUCAAUGACAUUUCACACACGCAGUCAGUCUCCUCCAAACAGAGGGUCACUGGUUUGGACUUCAUUCCUGGGCUUCACCCUGUCCUGAGUUUGUCCAAGAUGGACCAGACAUUGGCAAUCUACCAACAGAUCCUUACAAGUCUGCCUUCCAGAAAUGUGAUCCAGAUAUCUAAUGACCUGGAGAACCUCCGGGACCUUCUCCACCUGCUGGCCUCCUCCAAGAGUUGCCCCUUGCCCCAGGCCAGGGGUCUGGAGACCUUGGCGAGCCUGGGCGGUGUCCUGGAAGCUUCACUCUACUCCACAGAGGUGGUAGCCCUGAGCAGGCUGCAGGGGUCUCUGCAGGACAUGCUGCAGCAGCUGGACCUCAGCCCUGGGUGCUGAGGUCCUGAAGGCCUCUCUUCCCUCAAGGACCAAAGUCGAUGGAAGAAACCUGGGCUUCCAGGUGUCUCCAGGAGAAGAGAGCCCGUGUGGACAUCCUUUAUCCAGGACUCCUGUCCAUUUCUCUCUCACUCCUCUAAGCCACACUUCCAAAGGCAUAAGACGCCAAGGCACGUUGCUUGAAACCAAAGAUAUAAAUACCCGAUUCCAUGCUCACCCAUCCAGCAAACAGUAGACUGGAUCUGGGAUUCUCACAAAAGUCUCCUCUCUGUCUACCUCCCCUCUCACUGCACGCUUCAGUGUGACCCGGGAUGAUUUCAGGAGGUGGGCUGCAGAGCCUUUGGACGAUCCAGCGAGGUUCCAUCUGAGGAUUCUGGGGAGCACCAUGAAGGCUACGUCCACACAUAGCUGGAAACUCCCAAGCAACCCAAAUUGGAAACACUUAUUUAUUUAUUAUGCAUUUAUUCUGGAUGGAUUUGAAGCCAAACAUUGGCUUUUCCAGGCUCUUUGGGGUUGGCCAGGAUUAGAGAUGCUCCUGGGGUGCUGUUUCCAAUCCCAUCAAUGGGCCUGGCCAAGGCAAACCCAUUUUGAGUGACCUAAGGGCUCUCAAGUUAUUUCUCUCAUAACUGGCUUUGUUUCUACUGUGACUUUGAAUGACAGUGUUUGCAAUGGCAUUGCCCUAAGCGGAUCUCCAAGGGCCAGGUUAAUUUAAAAAGAAGAAGAUGAAUUUUGCCAAGUAUACUGUAUAGCUGUGUGCACCUGGAGAUAGGAAAUGUGUUGAUGGGAGAGGGAAGGAUCCAGAAUGUAUUUUCUGAAUAAUAUUUGUGUGAUGGGCUCUUUGGAUGAGGUGAAGUCAUUUUCUCAUCUUCUGCAGCCACUUAGUGUGGUUUUCAUGAAAAUAAAGAGAUGGAGGUGACUCCUUCAUAGGAGUUGUGGGGUUUUGCCCGCUGCCCAUGGAGGAGUGGGGCUGAAGCCACUGUUUGUUAGGAAAGUGGUGAGCUCUGGCCUUCUCUGACUGCUAGAGUAUGGUCUUUCUUAUCAGAGAGUGAAGGUCCUGAACUGGAGAGGGUGAUUGACAGGGCAGGGGCCCUUGGUUUGGCCCUCUGAAUGGUCCAGGUUUGAUCCCACACUGGGUUUAUGACAUAGCAGUGUCCCUUUUGGGGUUUACGUGCCCAGUUGUGGUUCUCAUCUGACUGGCUCACCCAAAGGAAGGGGCCAUGUUUCCCACCCAUUUGGGGAGGAUUUUUAUUUCAGUGGAAAGGCAAAAUCCAUAGGAGGUCUGUGGGCUUUAGCAGAUGGUCCCAAGACCUGGGAGCACUGCUGAGUGAGUGCCAGGAUCCCAGGCCACGCGGCCAGAUUCACCCUUCCCAGUAGAGGUCAUGUUCAGAAAGGAUGAACAAGAACGCUUGGGCUUUCCACCAUCUUGCCACCAUAAUGCAGCCAUCACACUGUGGGUGGUAGGUCUGUCCAAGAAAAUUUGAACCAAAGCAAUCAACUUUAAGACUGAGCACCUACUUUGUGCUCAGCCCCAAUUGGUGCUACAGGCUAGAGAAGCUCACCAAAUAAACGUUCAAAGCCAGCCAAGCCCUCAGGGGCCUUGCAUUCCAGAUGGUAAAAAACCCACUCACCAGCAUGCAAAGGCUGCCUUUUCACCUUGGCAACUGAGCUGCUGAAACACCAUGCGACCUUCAGCAGGUGGGAAAUGCUGAGCUGCGGUGGCAGUGCCCGGGGGGCCCGCAGACUAACCCUGCUUGCAUUUGGUAGCAUUUUUACUUUUCAGGGCACAUCAGCCUCUACUGUGUAGUCACAUCCUUUUGAAGCAGAAUAGCUGAGAAUUUAAAAUGAGAAAAUAUCUAAGACCAUAACAGCAGACAGAUGGCAGGACCAGGACUAGAACCCAGGUCGUCUGACCGCCAGAGUAUUCCUCAAGCCAGGUAAUACUCUCUGAAGGGUUGAACAGGGUUGGGCAAGGCAGACCAGGAAUGCUUUCUGGAAGAGAGGGAUUUCGAGGUCCUGGAUUUUGCAGGAGGUGAGGGAAGUGAAUUGCCUGGAGGGAGGAGGCUGUUUUGUUUGAAUCUUUGGUGUGCUGAGACGCCAGUAUGAAGGAGUGAGGAGCCAGUGACAAAGAAAGACAGAGAAAGGGAAGAUAGGAAGGAAAGGGACGUGUUGAAAAAGUCUUGGGGAGCAAAGAAGUUUGAUAUUGAAAAGGUUAAGAGUCAAAAGUUCUAGAGCAGAGACUCAUGUGAGGGAGAGUCAGACCUGCUCCGGAAAAUAUGACCUAGAUAACCAUGGCCACCUAGUCAGGCUGGCGUGUUUUAAGCCUUUUGCUCACAAAACCUGGCUUAUGGCUCAUUCCCAGAGUGUGAAAAUUCCAAAAGGUAAAUGAUUGUCUUUUUUUGUAACUUAAAAAAAAUUUUUUCUUUUGUGAAAAAAAAAU